Molecule: messenger RNA, 555 nt
Organism: Brenthis ino (lesser marbled fritillary)
Lineage: Eukaryota; Metazoa; Arthropoda; Insecta; Lepidoptera; Nymphalidae
Source: the annotation of a GenBank genome assembly
AUGGCUGUUUUUAUGUGGCUCUAUAUUUUAUGUACCGAGAUGCACUUAUCAUCUGCUCAAUUUAAGAGUCACAUAGACUUACAAAAAGUAUCUGAAAUCAUGUUUAAAAAUGAAAAGUAUAAUGUUCUGAAGCCAACAAUACACAUAAUAAAAGAUCAUUUCAAGGAUUUCAUACAAAAACGGCACAAUCAAGAAAAUUCUAGAAUUUUCAUAGAUAGAAAUGGUUUUAGACAUAUAUGGCAAGGAAUGGAAGUAUCUGGCUCUGAAAGCUUAAGAAAAGCUGAUUUAGCUCAAGAGAAAAUAAUUGAAACUCCAGAAGAUAAAACUAUUAAAGAGAUGAAAGCUGUUGAAUUACAUAAUACUACAAAGAAAAUAAAAGAUAAACCAAGGAGGAAGAAAAAAAUUGUAGAAGAUGUUUAUGUCCCAGAAAAAAUUACCUUAAGAGACAAUCCAACGCUAGUAACAACUACAUUCUUUUGUCCUUUUUUUGGAAUUAUUAAAAUGUCUUCAGAGGUAAAUAAUUCUGAUGAAAAUAAAAAUGCUACGACGAAACGU